Molecule: messenger RNA, 493 nt
Organism: Falco peregrinus (peregrine falcon)
Lineage: Eukaryota; Metazoa; Chordata; Aves; Falconiformes; Falconidae
Product: histone H2A-IV
Exons: 1
Coding region: 1-390 (129 amino acids)
Cellular component (GO): nucleosome
Molecular function (GO): protein heterodimerization activity; structural constituent of chromatin; DNA binding
Source: RefSeq, a predicted model, not a curated record
AUGUCCGGCCGCGGGAAGCAGGGCGGGAAGGCGCGGGCCAAGGCCAAGUCGCGCUCGUCGCGGGCCGGGCUGCAGUUCCCCGUGGGCCGCGUGCACCGGCUGCUGCGCAAGGGCAACUACGCGGAGCGGGUGGGCGCCGGCGCCCCGGUGUACCUGGCGGCCGUGCUGGAGUACCUGACGGCCGAGAUCCUGGAGCUGGCGGGCAACGCGGCCCGCGACAACAAGAAGACGCGCAUCAUCCCCCGCCACCUGCAGCUCGCCAUCCGCAACGACGAGGAGCUCAACAAGCUGCUGGGCAAGGUGACCAUCGCGCAGGGCGGCGUGCUGCCCAACAUCCAGGCCGUGCUGCUGCCCAAGAAGACCGACAGCCACAAGGCUAAAGCCAAGUGAACGCAAGGGAAAGGCGGCACGUUAUCUGCUCCGAAGAAAAUAAUCCAAAGGCUCUUUUCAGAGCCACCCACAAAAUCAUAAAAGAGCUCAUUUAUCCACUGUA